UUUUCAGCCAGGACGUUGAGAGAUGAAGCGCAGGAGCUGCUGCAUCGCGACAGGAGUGGAGGCUGCAGCUUCGUUGACCUGAUAAAUCUUUGAAAGCGUGUGCUGGAAUUGUGUUGACUCAUUCAAAGGAUCAACUUUUAUUUCUUUGGGGAACCCGUUUCUUCACAUUCCGUUCAAGAGGACUUCUGUGAGAUUUCACAAUGCAGCGAAAGGACGAGCCCAGCUAGGGACCCUUAUAGCUCACCGCUGCUAGCUGUCAGCUGGACCAGCCAACAAGCGGCCUCUCGCAACGUUCUCAUCAAGGGAUUUGGCAAGACCCAAGUAGGUAGCAGUAAAUAUCCCCACUAUGGAUUUCAGCAAAUCGGCAACCUUGUGGAUUUUCUGUCUAUGUCUGUUGGGCGAGAGUUUAAUGGAGAAGCAAGGUUCUGUUGAUGCUGAACAGCAGCAAACUGACAGUAGUGUGUCAGAGCUCUGUCGCAUUGAUAAGCCUCUGUGCCAGGAUGUCAAUGCCAUCCUCAGCUACGAGGCUAUCUGCAGCAUCCACAAGCAGAUGGAUGACGAUGCCAACGGAAACGUGGACGUGCUGGAGACGGACGGGUUCUUGAGAGAGGACCUGAACUACCAUGACCCUAAAGCCAAGCACAACAGUUUCCAUGGAGACGACCAGUUCAUCAGUGUGGAAGACCUGUGGAAUGUGUGGAAAGGCUCGGAAGUGUUCAACUGGACAGUGGACGAGGUGGUGGAGUGGCUCAUCACCUAUGUGGAACUGCCGCAGUAUGAGGAGAGCUUUCGCAAGAUGAACUUCAACGGCACCUCCAUGCCCAGGUUAGCUGUGAAGAAUGCCACUCUGACCGUCUCAGUCCUGAAGAUCUUGGACCGCAACCACGUGCAGAAGCUCCAGCUCAAGGCCUUGGACACAGUCCUUUUCGGACCUCCACUGAUGAACAGACAUAACCAUCUGAAGGACUUCAUGCUGGUGGUGUCCAUAGUCAUAGGCAUGGGUGGCUGCUGGUUUGCCUUCAUCCAGAACCGCUACUCCAAGGAUCACAUGAAGAAGAUGAUGAAGGACCUGGAGGGCCUGCAGAGGGCUGAGCAGAGUCUGCAUGACCUGCAGCAGAAGCUCCAGAUAGCCCAGGAGGAGCACCGCACAGUGGAGGUGGAGAAGGUGACCCUGGAGCAGAAGUUGACCGACGAGAUCAACAGUGCUAAGCAGGAAGCCCAGCGGCUGCGGGAGCUGCGCGAGGGCACCGUGAACGAGCUCAGCCGGCAGAAAUACGCCGAGGAAGAACUGGAGCAGGUGCGCAUGGCUCUGAAGAAGGCGGAGAAGGAGCUGGAGUCGCGCAGCAGCUGGUCUCCCCCGGAGUCCCUGCAGAAGUGGCUGCAGCUCACGCACGAGGUGGAGGUGCAGUACUACAACAUCAAGAAGCAGAACGCAGAGCGGCAACUGCUGGUGGCCAAAGAAGGGGCUGAGAAAAUUAAGAAAAAGAGGAACACCCUCUUUGGGACCUUCCAUGUGGCACACAGCUCUUCACUGGAUGAUGUGGAUCACAAGAUCCUUGCAGCCAAGCAAGCGCUGGGCGAGGUGACUGCCGCCCUCCGUGAGCGCUUGCAUCGGUGGCAGCAGAUCGAGAUUCUGACGGGCUUCACGAUCGUCAACAACCCCGGCCUGCCCUCGCUGGCCUCGGCCCUCAACCUGGACCCCAGUUUCAUGGGCGGCCGGGCCACGCCCCAGCCUUUCCUCUUGUCGGACGACAUGGACGACAUGGAUGACGAGUUCGUGGCGCCAGGCACCCUCCAAUAUGCCACCAUGCUCAUGGAACGGCGAGCAAGUGACCUGUGGUCCCUCAACUCGGACAGCCAAUCCCUGUGGAAAUACUCGGCUCCCAGUAUGAUGUCCCUGCGCCAACGCCACAUUGACCCGCAGCUGGCCAUGGGCUCCCAGAGGGACCUGAACCGCUCGGACUCGGACUCGUCCCUCUGCAUCUCUCAGGUGGGCGAGCAGCUGCGUCUGACCGCCUCCUACGGCGGCUCCAAAGGCCUCGUGAUGAAGCCCACCUCCCUGAUGCACGGCGCCGGGGGGCGUGGCGUGGACGAGGCCGGCCCCAUGCACAGCGCCUACACCCCCAACGGCGGCGGCCGCGUGCCGGAAGCCUCCCCGGAGGCCGUCCCGGACAGCCCCAUCCUCAUGAAGAAGGCCUACGGCAUCGAGAAGUCGGUCAGCCUCGGCGAGAUCAACAACAGCAGCGUCGUCGCCGCCGCCCAGGCCGCCCAGCUCUCCAUGUCCGAGUCUUCACGCUCGCUGAGCCCGAACUCCACCGACCCGGACACUCCGUCCCCCACGGGGCUGCCGGGGGCGGCCGGGACCAAAGUCAGCAGUCGGAUCCCCCACCUGUCCUCCAAGAAGAGCCCCCUGGAGGAUGACAGUGGCUCCACGGGUGAAGACACUGACUCAGCCGCCAGCAAAAAGAAACACACCUUCAAGAUCUUUAAGAAGCAGAAGAAGUAAACAGAUAAAAAAAAUAAUAAUAUAAAAAAAAAAGAACAGGAACUCUGGACUGCUUAUAGCUGUCAAAAGUUUUUUGUUUGUUUGUUUGUUCUUUAUUUUGUUGUUGUUGAUGGUAAAAAAAAUAAUUUUCUGUUCUUGAUGCAGAUGUCCAAAUAUAUGUAUUCAGAUAUUUUUUUCUUUAUUUCACUGGUUACAAACGAUGGCACAAACCGUUGCCUUUUGAAAGUUUUGUAAGGUACUUUUUUCCUAGGAACUUUGGGAGCAACCAGCAAGUCAUUGAUGUCAUUGUAUUGCUUUUUUUUCUUUGAUUAAUGACAAAAUAUUUCCUCUCUUGGGUUGGGGGUGUAUAUGAUAAUGCAAAGCACUAUUUAUUCUGCAGGAGACAGUGCCAGUCUUUCAAGGGGAUGUAUCCCUUUUCAGACAAAAUACUUGUUGUUAUCUUGUUAUCAUUUUGCAUGUCUGUAGCUUUGAUUGAUUGAAAAUCUUGAAUGUUCUUAGGUGUUUGCUUGGUUCACAUCACUCGCACAGAAUCCAAAUAUUUGAGUUCUCAUCGUCACAGCUCCGCUUUGCUAACCUUCGUCACACCUUCCUGGCAGUAGAUAAAGAACACAUCUCUGAGCUAACCCCUGACCUUUGCUAGGAAGGUAGAAAGGGCUGAACUAUAAUAUGUGUCUGUAUGUACACGUGAUAACCUUCCUAAAUAUCUUGUGCUAAUGUUGAAUUGUUAGUAUUCUGCCCUGUAGGCGAAAAUCUAGUGACAAAAAAACAAAACAAUUAAAAAAUAAAAAAAUUUAAAAAAAUCACGUCAAGCCCCAGUCAUGGACAAGGGGAUUGUCGGAACACAUUUUUAAAGUGAUUUUUUUUAUUAUUACUUUUGAGACCAAAUCACUCAGACAAAAAAGGUAUCAAGCCCUGUUAAUUAAUAUGCAGAACGAUAAAAAGAAUGUAUUUUAAAAAGGUGUUAGUAGACUUUUUUUCCUUUCGUUUAAUGCUCUCUUAUCACAACAUAGUGGACUCCUGGGGCCAUACUCUGACUUUGGAUGCAUGCAGGAAAUGUCAGCAUGCACAAACAAAAGAGCAUCUUGGUCAGUAGUAGAUACAGUAGGCACUACAAGAGUAAGUUAUUUAUGUCAAAUUAUGAUAAACUUCCCUAUAGGUCCAUGUCAUAAUCACUGGUCUUAUCUGUUAAGUGCUUGUGUAUAUCCUAGUGAGCUGUUUUCUGUUCUUGAGUCAUAUUUAGAUAUUUGCCCUGAAAAAAUGUGGCUGGAAUGUAUCUGUCCAGAUCUGAAGUGCCAAACCAAAGACCUAGUCUAAAGAAAUAUGUGCCGGUUUUUUUCUAGUGUCAGUCUGAGUGCAGAUGUGUCCGAAGUAUCUGACAUUCGUUAAUGAGGCUUUUAAGAACAUGUUGUAAUUUCAUAUCUUUUCCAGAAUAAUUUCACCAUUUUGUAUAUUAUUAUGUGGUAAUAAAAGGUGCCUCCGGCACACCGGAUAUCGUGCGCCACACCUCACUCAGAUCCUCCGGUGCUGACCCCCAAGCACACUACUCUGAAAAAUGUUUACAUGGUAACAGUUUUUAAACUCUCUAAAGGGCCUGAGUUUGUAUUUUACUGGUUGGCACUAUGCAUUUGUUGUGUGUUUUUUCCCCCCGUUAAUGUUCUGGAUUGGCUCUUCCUAAAGCGUCAUAGUGCCUUGAUUUAUCAAAUUAUAUUUGGUAAUCAUGAAAUGGAAAAGAGUAUUUUUGUUUUUGUUUUCAAAAAUUACAAAAUAUAUUUUCAAAAAUUCUGAUCUGUUUACCUCCCAAAUUUCCUGAGGAAGCAUAACAGUGCUGCACAGGACUCCUCCCUCCCUUAUAGACUCUUCCCAGUACGGACUAGAAGAUGGUAUGGAUGACAGUGCUCCAUCAAAAAGUGUACGGUUUUAUUUCAUCAAGCAGUUUAUAAUAACCGUGUGGUGUAGGUCAUUUAUGAUGUGUCAUUUGUACCUCUCUUGCACGACAAAGCUACAAAUGGAUUUUUGCUCUGUGUGUCUGUCUGUGUGUGCGUGCGUGCGUGCCUGUGUGUGUGUGUGUGUGUUCAAGUGUGUAUGGAUGGAUAUGUGUGCGUGUGCCGAUCUAUAUCUGUUACCGGUAAAAUGCACUGCAAUCUGUUGAUGCAUGUUAACCUGUUGCAACACUCGUGCUGGGUCAAGGGAUCGAAAAAUAUGUGAGCAGUUAUUUAUCUACUUUCUCCCUUUGAGCUUCUAUUUGUGAUUGUGCAUUUGUACGGGAAAAAAAGGAAGAAUUUUGCAUCUUCUGUGACUCCAAGUAUUUGGAAUUUUAUGGCACUCCUGCAUGAUAGCAAUAAACAGUUUUAAAAGAAAAAAAAGCAAA
Sardina pilchardus (European sardine) is the source of this 4874-nucleotide messenger RNA. RefSeq names its product stromal interaction molecule 1a (gene stim1a). NCBI's taxonomy places the organism in Eukaryota, Metazoa, Chordata, Actinopteri, Clupeiformes, Clupeidae. The record is from RefSeq and is a predicted model, not a curated record. Gene Ontology annotation, biological process: intracellular calcium ion homeostasis; activation of store-operated calcium channel activity; store-operated calcium entry. Gene Ontology annotation, molecular function: calcium ion binding; protein binding; calcium channel regulator activity. Bases 347 to 2506 code for a protein of 719 amino acids. The transcript has 14 exons. Gene Ontology annotation, cellular component: endoplasmic reticulum; plasma membrane.